This is a messenger RNA of Misgurnus anguillicaudatus (oriental weatherfish), 1893 nucleotides long. NCBI's taxonomy places the organism in Eukaryota, Metazoa, Chordata, Actinopteri, Cypriniformes, Cobitidae. The record is from RefSeq and is a predicted model, not a curated record.
CUCCACCACUCUCUCCUCACAAUGGCUAGCCAGCCAGACCCUGUCAAUCCCAGCCACGCACUGUUUGAUCGAUUCGUCCAGGCCCAGACUUGCAAAGAGGCCCUGCAAAACUUCAGUGAACUCUGCCGCCACCUAGAGGUGGACCCUAAAGACUACAAGCACUUUUACAGCAAACUCAAGGACAGACUCAACUACUGGAAGGCCAAAGAUCUUUGGCAGAAGAUAGAGAGAGCCGCCCAUCCAGAUUAUGAACAGGGCCAAGUCUGUCGCCAAAACAAAGUUUUAGUGUUGGGUGCUGGUCCGUGUGGUCUGAGGACUGCUAUAGAGUUGGCCUUGCUUGGUGCUCAGGUGGUUGUACUGGAAAGAAGGGGAUCUUUCACCAGAAAUAACGUUUUACACUUGUGGCCCUAUACCAUCCGCGAUCUGCGAAACCUUGGCGCAAAGAAAUUUUAUGGAAGAUUCUGCACUGGCACCCUUGAUCACAUCAGUAUCCGUCAGCUGCAGUUGAUUCUCCUGAAGUUGGCUGUGCUUUUGGGUGUUGAAGUUCAUACAUGUGUGACUUUUCAAAGUCUUCUUGAACCAUCAGGAACCACAGGAUGGAGGGCAGAAGUGUCUCCAAACUCUCACCCAGCCGGUGCAUUUCAGUUUGAUGUUUUAAUCUCAGCUGGAGGAGGACGUUUUGUGCCUGAUGGUUUUAAGAUAAAGGAGCUCAGGGGGAAACUGGCUAUCGGUAUCACAGCAAACUUCAUAAACCGUCACACUAAAGAGGAAACUCAAGUGCCUGAGAUCAGCGGAGUCGCGCGAAUAUACAAUCAGAAAUUCUUCCAAGAGCUUCAGUCUGAGACGGGUAUUGAUUUAGAAAACAUUGUCUACUACAAAGAUGAAACGCAUUAUUUUGUCAUGACUGCAAAGAAGGCGAGCUUGUUAAAGAAAGGUGUCAUAAAACAGGACUUCACUGAUGCAAACCAGCUGCUCGCAUCGGCAAACGUCAACCAGGAAGCCUUGCUUCAGUACGCCUACGAUGCGGCCGACUUCUCCACCGAGCGCAUGCUGCCGGACCCUGAGUUCGCAUUGAACCACGCGAACCAGCCGGACGUGGCCAUGUUUGACUUCACCUCCAUGCACAGAGCAGAGUACGCCUCUCUGGUCAAAGAGAGAAAGGGCAAAAGAUUGCUUAUCGGAUUAGUGGGUGACUGUCUGGUCGAGCCAUUUUGGCCUCUGGGCACUGGAAUCGCUCGUGGUUUUCUGGCCGCGUUUGACGCUGCAUGGAUGGUGAGAAACUGGGGCAAAGGUCUGCCGCCUCUUCAGGUUCUGGCUGAGAGGGAGAGCGUGUAUCAGUUACUUUCUCAGACCACACCCGAAAACACCAGCAAGAAUUACAACUCAUACAGCAUUAACCCAUCCACACGUUACCCAAACCUCAAACUGUCCUCUAUCCAACCCAGACAGGUCAAGCAUUUGUAUAACUUAGAGGAAGAUAUAAGCAAAUCCAGCAAACAGAAGAAACCUAUUUUAAAAUCAAAGCCCAGACAAGAGUCGAUCAGGCGUUUGGACGAGUUGUUGUCCUGGUGUCAGAAAAACACAGCCGGGUACGAUCGCGUGAAGGUGACAGAUCUGACCGAAUCGUGGAGAUCCGGCCUGGCUCUCUGCGCUCUCAUCCACCAUUUCCGACCUGAACUUCUUGAUAUGUCCUCACUGGAUGUAUCUGAUGUCACUAAGAACAACCAGUUGGCCUUUGACCUGAUAGAAAGAGAGUUUGGGAUCGCUCCUGUCAUGCGUGCCAGUGAUAUGAAUGGAUGCAAUAAAAUCGAUCAGCUUUCAAUGGUCGUGUACCUUACACAGAUCUGCAAUGCCCUCAAUGAGAAGGAAACACCAGCAGGUAAUCAAAAAUAA